AUGCAUGUUCCCACGCUGCGGCCGGCCUUCGGCUCGUUCGUUCACAUCUGCUGCCACCGACAGCUCACCGCCGGCUGCCGCGGCGGCGACGUUAAGGACCGCGCCAUCGACUUCUUCAGCCUGCUGAAGAACCACCUGGUGCCGCAGGCGCCGGCGGCGCCCGACGCCAGCCUGAGCCAGGCGCACCGCACCGAGGUUCGAGGGUCCUGCCUGCACGAGUACUACGCCGUGCAUGCCGGCCAACCGCUGACCGUCACCUCCACUAACUACCCUAGCCCGUACCCGCCGAGCGAGUGCCGCAAGCUGGUGCUGAUGCCGGCCGAGCCCGGCACGGCCGUCGUCAUGGUGUGCACCGACGUCGACACGUUCGGGACGGGCGUGCUGGGCGCCGUCAGCGGGGACAUGAUCGAGUUCCCUGGGCCGGCGGUCAACAGGCGGGCACACACCGUCUACGGCAUGGACGCGCUCAAGAUGGGCUUCUUCUCGGACGAGUUCGUGCAGCGCAGAGGGUUCUCGUGCCAGGUGUGGGGCGAGGCGGUGCAGGGCGGGGGAGGACCCGCGAGCGUCGGCGCAGGGUCCGAGCUGAGAGUUGUGGAGGAGACGGCGCCUGGGUCCCACCGACCUCGCAGCGCCCGCGGCCACCGCGCCUCCCGCCGGCUGCCGGAGGGCCGCGUCAGGUUCCCAGGCCAGCGGCGCAGGAGGUCGCUGGCAGACCUGCUGAAGGCCAGGAUCCUGACGGGCGCCAGGGACGUGGCGACGCCGACGGCGGCGACGGCGACGACGACGGUGGCGUCGCUGGUGACGCCGGCGCUGACGAAGAACGGGCAGGACGUGGCACCAGAGACAGAGGCGGCACUGGACGGAAUCAAUGACCCGGUGGCCGAGGAUCAAGUGGCAGCCGUCUCUCAAAGCGAGCCGGACCUCGGCCUGUUCAGGCCGCCUGAGCACAUCGAGUACAUCAUCACGCCACUGCGCACGCCCGUGCAGUACGACCCGGAGCGCGGGGGCAACCCGCCGAUGUUCGAGCGGCGGCCGGUGGACCGCAACACGACCGAGUCGCCGGUGGUGGAGGUGCCGUACGUGGUGACGCCGCGGGCGGUGACGCUGCGCGCCACUACCGCGGGGGGUGAGACCAUGACGCACCUGCUGCCGCUGCAGCCCGACCAGUUCCCCACGACGCCCCGCGUUCCCUCCGGCCCCCAGGCGCUCCUCGAGCGGGUGGAUGUCGGCGAAGAUGCAGAGGACGUCCUUACGCGGCUGGAAGGCGAGGAGUCGGACGAUGAGGAUGUCCCGGUUGUCCUUGAUGUUGCUAACGUGGGUGCCGUCUCGGGUGGUGAAGGUGAAGUGCGUGACAAUGCAGAGGGCGGUCAUCAUGCCGGCGGCGGUCUCGUCGAUGGGACCGUGGUCCAGGAGAACGCAACAGAAGGCGAGCCUGCAGAAGACGACUCCCAGACGGUGGAGAGAGUGGAUGUCGGCGAGGAGCAGCCAGUUGCAGAGGAGGUGGUUGUCACCGAGGGCUUCCAAAAAGAGGAGGAGUGCGGCCUGGCCGGGCCGGCCGUGCAGGCGCGCGUGUUCGGUGGCGAGGACGCCCUGCCCGGCAGCUACCCCUGGGUGGUGUACUUAAUCUCAGACUCGCCGCGCGGCCCCGAGAAGACCACCUACUGCACCGGCAGCCUGAUCUCGCGCCGCUGGGUGCUCACCGCCGCCCACUGCGUCGAUUACGCCCGCUCCACCACCGUCCACAUGGGCUACCUGGACGUCUCCAAGGAGACCAACCUCACGCUGAAGAUGGAAGCGAACCAGUACCGCGUGCAUCGGUACUGGACGCGGCUGGCGAAGGACCACGACGUGGCGCUGAUUGAGCUGCCCGAGCCGGUGCCGGUGUCAGAGCACGUGCGGCCCAUCUGCCUGCCGCGCCGCUCUGAGGUCGGACUGACGUUCGCGGAGGCACGCGGCGAGAUAUGCGGCUGGGGCAAGACCUACACCGACCAGGUGGGAGGCAGCUUUGUGCUGCAGCGGGCCGAAAUGCCCAUCAAGAGCAACUGCGACUGCAUGACGUCGUUCCCCAUUAACAUCACGCCGCUGAAGGUCUGCACGCACGGUCGCUUCCACUCGCCCUGUCAGGGCGACUCUGGCGGACCGCUGCAGGUGCGCAGGGACGGCCGCUACACCCUGGUGGGCGUCAGCAGCAUCACCAGCGCUCUGGGCUGUGACGUCGGCAUGCCGGCCGUCUACUCGCGCGUCACCGCCUACCUCGACUGGAUCGAGAACAACAGCGGCUUGGUGGUGCCGCUCUGAGAACAACAGCGGCUUGGUGGUACCGCUCUGAGAAAAACAGCGGCCCGGUGGUGCCACUCCGAGAACAACAGCGGUCUGGUGGUGCCGCUCUGAGAACAACAGCGGCCCGGUGGUGCCACUCCGAGAACAACAGCGGCCUGGUGGUGCCACUCCGAGAACAACAGCGGUCUGGUGGUGCCACUCCGAGAACAACAGCGGUCUGGUAGUGCCACUCUGAGCACCCUCUACCCGCGAGCGUGCUGCAAGCGGUGCUCAGCGCCACUGGCGACUGUCAAAGGUCGGUGGUCAGGGGUUUUGCGUGUUGUAGACACAGUUUGUAGCCCGCGGCCUGCGAGCUACGGGAUUUCUACAAACGAGACACGGUGAUUGCACAGUCGCUGUGUAAUCACGGCGGCUUGCGUUUGUGCAUUGCUCAAGUGCAUAGGCUGGGUCUGUAUUAGAGUAUUUCUACUCGAGACUGGUGAGAUUACUUACGCUGCUUCGAUGCUCGUGAUGUAUACGUUUUAUACAAAGUCGUAAAUUAUGAACGUAUGUGGUGCGUGAUAUGAAUUCGUUAGUUGAAUAGCUCGUGUUGUUUAAGGACCAUUCUUCCGCGCGACGAAUGUUUUCUCAGUUCUUGAAUAUUUGUUUUCUGCAGCUGCAGAAGAGACUUGGAGACUUGAGUGAGGAACAGCAUUUGAUUGAAAUUGAUUUCGGAUCUUGCCAUGUAGGACCAUACAAUGACAUUCAGCAUGUGUGCGGAAGUUUCAAUUGUUGUACCGUUUCCAAUGAUAUGUGGCUGGGCCUGUUACCGUAAUGACGCUGUGUAUCACUGUUGAUCUACGUUAUUUUAUUACAUG
This is a messenger RNA of Pollicipes pollicipes, 3137 nucleotides long. Its product is annotated as serine protease filzig. Lineage: Eukaryota; Metazoa; Arthropoda; Thecostraca; Pollicipedomorpha; Pollicipedidae. The transcript has 6 exons. The record is from RefSeq and is a predicted model, not a curated record. The coding region runs from base 1 to 2298 and encodes 765 amino acids. Gene Ontology annotation, biological process: proteolysis. Gene Ontology annotation, molecular function: serine-type endopeptidase activity.